CUCGUUCGGACAGUCGAUGGGGACUCCGCGACCAUGGAAGACAAGGACGAGCUGUUUCAGUGCCUCGAGGAGAAAAUCGCCAAUGGCCGCAAAAUGAUCGAGCGAUUAAAGCUCGAGGAUAAGAUUGACGGGAUUGAGAAACUGAUACGAAAGAUUCAACAAGAGAUAAAGUUUCUAGAGAAAGUGCAUUGUGCAGGGAACUUGAAGAAGAAACACUUACAGAGCACAAAUCUGAUUCACCUUAACGCUAUAGUGACUAGAUUAUUCUGCGCUAAGGAUCUCAUCAGUGUGAUGAGACCUUUUAAAUAUCAAAAGUCACGUCUGGAAGUUGAUAUAGUAUGUAAUAAUGGUGCUUCAUGGAUAAAAGUCAUAGCGAGAAAUGCUAGAGCGUUAACUUUGAUAUCCCUUGGUAAAGGAGAAUAUGGGCAGAAAUCUGUUCUAGAUCAAGCUAAUUCGUAUCUUAUGUCUAGCAAAUAUCAUCUAUAUCGCUACAAGCCACCAGAUGUGAUAUUCCACUUUGCUUAUGGCAUAGAGAUUCCUCUAGCUUUACGUUUGGAACAAAUGGGCAUUAUAGUUGAAGGAGAUAGAAUAGAUGUGGAUAAUGAGAAUUUAAACAAGGUAGAACACGAUAAACUGGAGUUGCUAAAAGAUUCUGUGAAUGAUUCCGAACAGGACUUGGAUUUACAUUCGUUAAAUACAUCUGCACUCUCAACUGAGAUUAAACUCCUAAAUCUAGAUGUAUCGACGCUAUUGGCUUAUGUUACAAAUAUGUCUAAUGGAUGUAAUAAUUAUAUUUAUCGUGAACCACUGCUUACGCAACAAUCUGAGAUGGAAAGAAAACGUCCCAUAAAACCAAUCCUGGAAAAUUUGUUUCAUGAGAAGGAACUCAUAAUUUGUCAGACAGCAUACAGUAAUUUUAUGAAUAUCAUCGAUGUCAUUGGUGGUCCAAAAGAGACGCUGCGGGCUCACGAAUUGUUAAAAAAAGUUCGAAUUGUUGAUGAUAUAACUACUGGUCGAGUUAUGCAACUGCGUUUAGGCGGCAAAAUUAAAGAUCGAUCGCGAUUGGUUUUCGCAACGGGCGAAAAUAUGAAAAGUAUCACUGUUUCUGCCAAUGAAGGAUUUGUAAGAGCGGCACGUAUGCAGGGCAUUGAGUGUACAGUUUUUUUACAUGAACCAAGAUCUUUAUCAGAAAUGAAAGAAAGUAAUGCAGUAAAAACAGAACCAUCUUGAUAUUACUUAAUAUUUAGGCAAUUACAAAGAAAGUAUAUGCUACAAAUAUAUUUUUAUUGCUAAUUUAUUAUAUUACUUUAUA
This is a messenger RNA of Camponotus floridanus (Florida carpenter ant), 1312 nucleotides long. Its product is annotated as UPF0415 protein C7orf25 homolog. NCBI's taxonomy places the organism in Eukaryota, Metazoa, Arthropoda, Insecta, Hymenoptera, Formicidae. The coding region runs from base 34 to 1230 and encodes 398 amino acids. The transcript is spliced from 4 exons. The record is from RefSeq and is a predicted model, not a curated record.